AAUUAUUUAACAUAGAAAGAAUGUGUACAUGUGCGCGUGUGUAUGUGUGUGUUAUUGUGUAGAAACAUGUAAUUAUCACAUCAAAAAGUUUUUUUUUGUGACUAUCACAAUAGUUAUCACACAGAAAUUGUGCAUACAAGUAUCACAUCAAACAGUUUCGUAAUUAUCACAAUACAUAGUUAUCACAUGAAUUGUACAUACAGGUAUUACAUAAAUACUUAUCACAUCUUAUUUCAUCAAUUGUUACGUGCCAAAGUGAUCGCUUGUAUGUAGAUGAUACGAUGAAAGAUGCGAUCGGCAGGGAAGGAUCAGAUCAGAUUCUCUUCUAUUUAAUAGGUAGAAUCGUAGAAGGAAGAAAGAAAAAGCACGCUAAUUGUAAGAGAACAUGUAGAACGAAGGCAAAGAUAGUUCAUCGACGUCGCAUAAAUGGAUUGGAAUUGACUUCGUUUAUCUUGAGCGGAAACCCAACGGUUGUUUCUUAUCAAACAAUGUGCUUUGUACCAAACCGCAACGCGAUUAAGCACACAUCUAUGGAAAUAUAAAGAAAUCAAAACUAAUAUAAACAUUUACUUGGCGAAAAGUAAAUAACCUGAAGCAUAACCUCUUCUGAAACUGCGAAGUUCCAAAUGUGCUUGAAUGUCAUCACGAGGAUCUCCACAGUUAUGCACUAUAUUUUAUACACGGUUCAAAAGUCACGUAAGAUAACAUGAUCGACGAUCAUUUCUGACGAUAGUACGUGACUAUUUUAAGAAAAAACGAUCAAUAAAAGACAAGGAAAAAUGCCAAGCUGCACCGGUCUGAUUCGAAUAAUCAGACGACGUUUCGUUCUUGGAAUUAUUUUUGCACUGUCAUUGACCUAUUGUAUCGUAUCGUUGCUGCAAAAUGGAAAGAAAAUACCAUUAACUCCAAUCAAUAAUAUUGACGAUACGAAUCUUAUGGCAAUUAAUGACAACGAAGAUUUGAUGCCCGAUGAAAACAUAUUAUCAUCGGGUGAGCUAGCGGUACCUGAUAAAUUACCGUGGCAGAUGGAAAUGUUGACUGGGACUAAUGACAAUAUAGAAAAUAUCAACUUAGCCAAUUUAAACGAAAACGACGAUUUCAAUCAAUCCUGUCGCAAUUCUAUUCAAGGCAAAGGUUUGAUAGUGGAUGAACGCGGUCUGGUAUGUUCGAGACAUGAAGUUCUGCCAAAUGGAUGUUGCACAAUAGAACAGACACAACAGAACAAAGAGGAUGCUGUGAUUAAGAGGGAGAGAUACAGCUGUAAAACUUGCAAUCUUCAAGGAUGUUGUACCAUUUACGAAUAUUGCGUCUCUUGUUGUUUAAAUCCCAACAAGUCUAUCCUACAAAUGCGAGGUCGAAAGGACGUGAACCUCAUAUUUCUAAAAGUGCGGAAAGACGAGGGAGAGACGCGGACUCGAAGGACAGACCGUUUUCAGAUUUGCCUGGCUGUGUGCCGUACGUCGAGCUUCAGUAUGCGAAGUGUGCACGAGAACACUUACAAAGAUCCUCUUGCGAAACACUGUUACGUCUCGCAAUCAUUGAACUCCCAUCAGCGACGUAAUAUUAACUCAUUAAAUAAUAACGGCGACCGUCGCGUCGUUGGCGUUACUUCUUCUUCUGUGAUGACGUCUCUCACCCGUCUCUCUCCCGAAUGCCAUCUCCCGUAUCGUUUGCUGAACGAAUCCCGUGUAUCCUUCUCUGACGCGGAUUGUCUUAAAGUUAUCUUAAUAUUACCCUCUUCCAAAAAACAAGUACAUAUUGAAUAUGUAGUUAGAUAGAUUGAUAAUGCUCAGAAA
Molecule: messenger RNA, 1796 nt
Organism: Pseudomyrmex gracilis
Lineage: Eukaryota; Metazoa; Arthropoda; Insecta; Hymenoptera; Formicidae
Product: UPF0454 protein C12orf49 homolog
Exons: 5
Coding region: 780-1778 (332 amino acids)
Biological process (GO): positive regulation of SREBP signaling pathway
Source: RefSeq, a predicted model, not a curated record